CAAGCAAGUUCUACUUCUCCCCAGUGCAGGGUUUGCCAGCAGCCCGCACUCUCAGAACUCAGACUCAAGUGACUGGAACCCUUGUGAGCAAAAGCUUACCAUGCUGCUUCCUAGGAGGGCCAGCAACUGCUGACACUACCAUCAGACUCUUCUCUGUGGCUCAUAAUUACUGAAAAGAAUGGACAAACUAAAUAAAAUAACCGUCCCUGCUAGUCAGAAGUUGAGGCAGCUUCAGAAGAUGGUCCAUGAUAUUAAAAACAACGAUGGUGGAAUAAUGAACAAAAUCAAAAAGCUGAAAAUCAAAGCGCCUCCAAGUGUUCCUCAAAGGGAUUAUGCCCCAGAGAGCCCUGCUGAUGAAGAGGAGCAGUGGUCAGAUGAUUUUGACAGUGAUUAUGAAAAUCCAGACGAACAUUCAGACUCAGAGAUGUACGUUCUGCCUGCCGAGGAGCCAGGGGAUGACAGUUACGAACCACCACCCGCUGAGCAGGAGCCCAGGAUCGUCCACCCAGCACUGCCCUUCUCCAGGGGCGAGUAUGUAGACAACCGAUCAAGCCAGAGGCAGUCUCCACCCUUCAGCAAGACCCUUCCCAGUAAGCCCAGCUGGCCUUCUGCAAAAUCAAGACUGGUCUCCACCAUGCCAGCCUCAACUUCUCUACAGAAACCUCAAGUCCCACCCAAACCCAAAGAGCUUCUUGAGGAUGAGGCUGACUACGUGGUCCCCGUGGAGGAUGAAGAUGAAAACUACAUCCAUCCCACAGAAAGCACUUCGUCCCCAACUGGAACAGCUCCCAUGGUGAACAGAUCAACCAAGCCACCUAACUCCUCAAAACAAGUCUGUCUUCCAGGGACAGUUGCAGGUAGAAAUAGUGGGACCUGGGACUCAAAGUCGCCUUCUUCACCUGCAGCACCAUGUCCUCUGCCCAGGGCUGGGAAAAAAACAGCUACACCACUGCAGACAAUCCCAGUUGCCUCUCAACAGAAUGCACCAAGUGUUUGUGAAGAAAAACCAAUACCUGCAGAGCGUCACCGAGGAUCUAGCCAUAGACAAGAAGCUGUGCAGUCAUCAAUGUUCCCUCCUGCUUAUAAACAAAGCCAUCAAAAACCCAUACCUCUGCCAAGAUUUCCAGAAGGUGGAAACCCGGUACCAGUCGACGGUCCAUUAGGUUUAUCAGAACAGGAAGCUGAUAUUCACUGUAAGCCAUGGUACGCCGGUGCAUGCGAUCGGAAGUCUGCUGAAGAGGCAUUGUACAGAUCAAAUAAGGAUGGAUCAUUUCUUAUUCGAAAAAGCUCUGGCCAUGACUCCAAACAGCCAUAUACACUAGUUGUAUUCUUUAAUAAGCGAGUAUAUAAUAUUCCUGUACGAUUUAUUGAAGCAACUAAACAAUAUGCUUUGGGCAGAAAGAAAAAUGGUGAAGAGUACUUUGGCAGUGUUGCUGAAAUUAUCAGGAAUCAUCAGCACAGUCCUCUGGUUCUCAUUGACAGUCAGAAUAAUACUAAAGAUUCCACAAGACUGAAAUAUGCAGUUCGAGUUUCAUAAUUUUUAAAAAGGCCAACGUCAUUUGCUUCACCAUUUUCUCUCAAGUUUCUGCAUUUGGCAAAAAAAAAAAAAACUCAAAACUUAUUUUGGAUUAUGAAAACAUCCCCUGAUAACAGAGACAAAGGAAGCUGUAGUGCUGGUCACCCAUUUCUUUGUAAGAAUCUCGCAAGGACUUAUUCUGCUGCCUGAUCCAAUGAACGGUUAAAUAUUUGGUGAGACUGAAUUAUCAUGCUAUUAAUAUUGACCAAAUAAAUGUCUACUUAAAGAAA
Molecule: messenger RNA, 1806 nt
Organism: Erinaceus europaeus (western European hedgehog)
Lineage: Eukaryota; Metazoa; Chordata; Mammalia; Eulipotyphla; Erinaceidae
Gene: BLNK
Product: B cell linker
Exons: 17
Coding region: 179-1537 (452 amino acids)
Biological process (GO): intracellular signal transduction; cell surface receptor protein tyrosine kinase signaling pathway
Cellular component (GO): cytoplasm
Source: RefSeq, a predicted model, not a curated record